CAAAACAAAUCCUUCGAAGCAUUCAUAAUCAUCCAAAACUCCACCAUGGAAUCUGUCAAAGAAAUCCCCAUGAGUAGCCAAACCCCACCACCAAAAUACAUCUAUGAAGACCACCAUGACCAUCCUGCUCUUCUUCCAAUGAUAGACCUUCCCAUCAUCGAUAUCAGCCAACUCACUACUGCAGAAGCAGAUCAGAACCUCCGAUCAGCUCUAAGCGAAUACGGUUGCAUCAUGAUAACAAACCAUGGAGUGGAGAGCUGGUUGCUGGAGAAAGUGGGGAUGGUGUUCAAGCAAUUCGUGGCUCUACCAGAAGAAGAGAAGCUGAAAUGCAAGAGGGAAGCUUUUCAAGGCUUUGGAGCUGACCCUGCCCUAGCUGGAGAUCUGCUUCCUGUUGAUUGGUCUGCUAGAUUGGUCCUCAACGUGCUCCCCCAAGAGUUUAGAGAACUCAAGUAUUGGCCUGAGAAUCCACCAGAGUUCAGGGAAGUUGUGGAUGAAUACGGGAGCAAGAUGGUAACAGUCCAUGAAGUCAUCCUGAAGGCACUGGCCAGGUCACUAAACCUGAAAGAAACCACCUUUCUGGACAAGAUUGGAGAGCCAUGGAUACUGUAUGCAAGGUUCAACUUCUACCCUCCAUGCCCGAUGCCGGAUCUCGUCUUUGGCCUCAAGCCGCACUGCGACGCGACGGUCCUGACGGUUCUCCUGCAGGACAAGGAAGUUCAUGGCCUGCAGAUUGAGAAAGAUGGCCAGUGGUUCAGAGUUCCCAUCGUUCCAGGUGCCCUUGUUAUCAACGUUGGAGAACAACUUGAGAUACUGAGCAAUGGAGAGUUCAAGAGCUCGCACCAUAGGGCAACGGUGGAUUCCGAAAGACAGAGGACUUCUAUGGCUAUGAUCUGUCUGCCUAACCCGGAAGUGGAAGUUGGACCAGUUGAAGAGCUGGUGAGUGAAGAGAGGCCAUUGCUGUUCAGGAAGGUGAAAUAUGAAGAAAGUCUGCAGCUCCGUUACUAUCAGACUGGGAAGAGAAUCAUUGAUGAUGCAAGAAUUUGAAUGAAAUUUUCCAGGCUUUUUCAAAUUACCCUGCUCUGUGUUUUUCAGUUUCUGCAAUCUCAAUUAUGUUCUGGCAUGAUCCAUUUGUAGAAGAAAAUGAAAACUUUUCUGUUUCAAGGCAAAAUCUGAUCUCAGGUAGGGUCUAACUCAUCUUUUGAAAGUCAGAAUGAAUGAACGAACGCAACGAACAAUAUUACAUCUGAAACCGAAGAAUUCGAUGCAGUCCUCCGCAAAUCAGCUGAUCUCGAACGACGUCGUGCAAACGAUCAUCGUCCACGCGAAGACAUCUCUCUGGGGCAUUUCAUCGAGCACCUUGACGGACAAACCAGUGCUCUCAAAAUCAAAGAAAACUCUAACAAGUAGAGCUGCAGGCUUUGAGCAAGGACGAAACUGUUUCACUGUCAUUGGGAACGGGGUCUCAUCAGUAACGACAAGAAAAACAACUCACCUUG
Linum trigynum is the source of this 1496-nucleotide messenger RNA. The record is from the annotation of a GenBank genome assembly. Lineage: Eukaryota; Viridiplantae; Streptophyta; Magnoliopsida; Malpighiales; Linaceae.